Messenger RNA from Anoplophora glabripennis (Asian longhorned beetle), 1914 nucleotides. Its product is annotated as GDNF-inducible zinc finger protein 1-like. Gene Ontology annotation, cellular component: nucleus. NCBI's taxonomy places the organism in Eukaryota, Metazoa, Arthropoda, Insecta, Coleoptera, Cerambycidae. The coding region runs from base 300 to 1814 and encodes 504 amino acids. Gene Ontology annotation, molecular function: zinc ion binding. The record is from RefSeq and is a predicted model, not a curated record. The transcript is spliced from 4 exons. Gene Ontology annotation, biological process: regulation of gene expression.
UCUCAGGGUUCUAAUCUGCUGCUCUAACUGGAAACAAAUUACAAAAAGAUAUCUUUUAUCUAAUUAAGGUUAUAUAAACAAAAUUGUUUUAAAAAAUUGAAGUCUGUAGCUUUGCAGGCCUACUAGCCGAUAGUGGUAGUUCAAUUAUUAAUAUUUCUUCUUCUUCUAAUAUUAUAUAAUUUAUUAAGGUCUACAAAAGAAGAAGAAGAACAACAGUUAAGAAUUAUUAACCUCAAAGUUUUCAAACCUUUUAAUGAAAGGUUGCUGUCAUUCAAAUAAUUUGAAAAUUAAUAUAUAUUAUGACUGAAAACACGAAAAUUUGCCGCAUAUGCCUUGGUUUGGCCUCCAAUAACAUCCACAUAGAACUCGAUGAAACCAGAUUGAAAAUGCUGAAGUUGAUCUCACCAUCUUCGGAUCUACAAGUAAACAAUAAAUCAGCAUUAUGUGAUAAUUGUUCUGGAAGUCUUCAGACGUCUUUCGAUUUUAAAACCACUUGUCUGAACAACGAGAUGUAUUUGAAAACCUUUCGGUACGACAGCGGAGUCAAGCUGAUAUUGCAAGAGAUAAUACACAAGAUAAGUGAGCAAGGAAUCAAGGUAGAAGGAGAAUCUGCGUGUAGGUUGUGUUUCGGAUAUUUUGAGGGUAGUUUUUUCACGGAUCUGGGUCGAAUCGACGACGAUUUCUUCUUAGGCGACAUGAUCGAGAAAUGUUUGCCGGAAAUUAAUUUGGAUAACACGCAGAGUCCUUUAAUGUGCCAAAACUGUAUGCAUGCCUUGCAAAAUCAGUUCAAUCUCGUAUCAACGCUCCUCGAUACGAACGACAAAAUAAACGAUUACGUAUCGUAUGCGACCAUAACCAACAACAAUACCGGUGUCGACUUGCGGGAUGUCUUGGAAUUUACUCGGAAUGUGAAAAAUGAGGCUGAAAUCGAUCUUUCUCAGGUUAAAGUGAAAGAAGAAAAUGAGGAGGCCGUUUGGGACGGUAUCGAACAUAGUGAAAUUCAGAUUAAAGUGGAAGAGGACUUGUUUUUGAAGGACGAAAGUUCUACAGUAUAUCCAGCUGUACUCCUCAACCAACAUCCCGUGAAAGAGGAAACCGAGGAAGAUUUCGAUGCAACUAAACAGACCGUCACAAAAAAUUCAAACGGCACAUACGCGUGUCCCCACUGCCCGCACGAGACGAACCGCAGAGACAGCCUCGCCCUCCACCUGCUGACCCACCAAAACGCCGCGCCCGAGUUCAAGUGCAACAAGUGCGAUUUCACCAGCAAAUGGCGAUCAAGCCUCAACCAGCACCUGUGGCUGCACGAGGAGGACGUACAGACGUACCAAUGUCAGUUCUGCCACUAUAAGACGCGGUACAAGAAGCACCUGAAACGUCACGGAAAGCGCCACAAUCCUGAAUCCUCGCCGUGCCACCGGUGCCAGUACUGCGAUUUCACGACCACGAAUAAAAGUUACUUCAAGGUGCACAACAGGACCAAGCACGACGUCGUGGUUAAGUUCGAGGCGAAGACGUCCUUCGAUUGCCGUCUGUGCGAGUACACGACGUGCCAGAAGCACCUCCUCAGGGAGCACUGCAAGAACGCGCACCACGAGAAGAAGCCCAAGAACGUGGUCUGUGAAGAGUGCGGUUUUAGAGCGACCACGUUGUGGCGGGUGAACGAACACAAGCUCAAGCACAGAAAGGAGGAGGACGUGACGAUGCUGCACUGCGCGAAGUGUGCCUUCAAGACGAAGUACCGGAACAGCUUGAAGAUGCACCUGUCGCGGCACGCAGCGAACAAGAAACGGGGGAAGAAACAAGCAAAGUGACGGAGGUAAGACUGCAUUUAUAUAUUCGCGAAUAAUUGAUUAUUUGUUACUUUAUACAAUGGUUGAUUGUUAAAGAAUUGUUGUUUUGUUUUAAUAUAAA